AACAAGUAUAACAUCAUAUAUCGUUUUAUAUCAUUUAAAUGAUCAUAUAUAUUUUAUGUUUUUUUCGUGAUCAGUAUGAAUACGGGUUUGUAUUAUUCAAAUCGUAUUUAAGUGUAAUGAUAUUAAAAGUGAAGUAAAAAGACCCACAAAAACAUCAAGGGUUGCUCUGUCACGGAAAUAAUUGCAAACGUGAGAAAUUUGCAAGCAUGUGUAACGGUUCAUAUAUUACGGGACGAGUAUGGUCACAAGACUUGUUCUGUAGAUAUAUAAGGAGAUACCUCACCGGUUUUGCGGGUAUUUGCUGUCAAAAUGAUUCAAAAGAUUGUGAUAGCCAUUGCGUGUUUUCAUGUCGUAGCUGGUGACUUUGUGUUCCAUGAAACAUUACCGGACACGGUUAACGAAUGUUUUGAAAAUGCAAAGAAAGAGCCAGUUAACUUCCACCGUGCUCAAAGAGCAUGUAUGUUGGCAUACUAUACCGAAGUCUUGCAACCUCAAAAUCUAACAGACGAGGACAAAAGAUUUUUUGCAGAACGACAAAAUUCGAGGUUUAUGUUUACUCCUCCGAAGACGGGGUUUCGGCUGCGUCGUGAAAUUCGGACAUUGUCAAAGGAAGAGAGGCAAAGAUUUUUCAAAGUGCUGCAAACUAUGUACAAGGAAGGGACGAUACAAAAAUUUGGAAGACUUCAUGGACAAACACGCAAGAAGGUCCAUAAAGGAGCUGCAUUUCUGCCUUGGCAUCGUGUGUUUAUAUUAGACUUUGAGGAGGAAAUGAGGCGCAUUGAUGAACGUGUGUUCCUUCCAUACUGGGAUUACACAAUAGAUAAUAAUAUCACAAAACCAUCUGAUUCUGUCGUCUGGUCGGACUGUUUCUUCGGCAAUGGGGAAGGAUUUAUUAAAACGGGGCCAUUCCGGAACUGGUACGGCGGACACAGUAUACAGAUGCAACGAGAUUAUGCGAGAGGUGGGCAAUGUCCGCCGAGACUUAUUAAUAAGCUUGACAUCAACAGAAUCAUGAAGAAGUGCCACUUUACGGAUGUGACGACCGGCAGUGAACCAUUUUAUGACAACAUUAACAAUAUCGAGAUGUUACAUGAUGGCGUGCAUGACUGGGUCGGCGGAGAUAUGGACGAAUUGCCGUUUGCAGCGUUUGAUCCUGUUUUCUACUUACACCAUGCUUUCAUAGACUAUAUCUGGGAGAAGUUCAGAAAUCGUCAAAGAAACAGUUGUCAUAUCAAUCCAGAAACCGACUGGCGACCGAAAAAUGACCUUUGUCAGAUUGGGCGUGAGGAUCAUGGAGCAUUUGAUACAAUGUUUGGUUACCCACACCUCCGUAAUAUUGACGGAGCUUGGAACAACAUGACACAAUACUUCUAUAACUACGAAGAACAACCGGAAUGUCCACACUGUAGUCAUUCUGAAUAUCUUUAUUGUGACACAAAAGUAGACAGUGAGUUUCCUGAAGGUAUUUGCUUAACAAAGACAAAGGACGUGUGUGAAAGUGGAGAGAGCAUUUUAGACAACGAAAGUGAAAGGGGAACUCAAUGGAACCUAGACAAUCGCCCCGUCCCAUUUACUGUUGAAAGGAUCAAAGGAAUGUCCGGGGAUGGAAGAAGCAGGGACAUGUCAUUUGAAGAUAGUUUCAAGGUUUUACAAUCUGAAAUAGGAAAAGGCACUCCUCGGAACAAGACAGGACACAUGAGCGUGACUGCAAAGAACGCACUAUUAUUUCACUACACAGUUAAGACGUCAGGUGACAAACACGACGAUUCGAAAUACAAUAUAUCCCUGCAUGAGUGUACAAAGGGAUGUUUAGGUCUUACUGUCAUCGGGGUAGCCUGCAUUGCAUUGCUGUUCUGUACAAUCGUAGGACUCCUUUUCAAACGCUUUUAAAAUAAUGACGAAAAUGUGUUCAACUUCGAAAUGUGAAGCAAAUUGUUUGUUUCUUAUCAAUUGUGUAAAAUGCAGCUAUUAUAAAAACAAUAGCUAUGAUAAAAUAUGAAUGCAUUUUUCAAGUUAACAUUUUUUGAACUUAUUGAUCUAUGGGCUGUUUCACUAUCAGAAGACAACAUAAUUUGGUAUAUUUUAUACAGUAUUAGCCACUAUUGCCGUUUUUAUCAAUUUUAAGUACUAGUUUACAAACAACCAAAAAUAUUUUAAAUUCAUCUUGUUUAAAUCAUUGUUUUACUAAAAUUAUUCUUGAAGUUUAUACAGGUUGCACAUUGAACCCAUUUUAAUGUUUUCAAUCAAUUUUCUAUGACCACCAUGUCGCCGAAAACCACCAUAUUUUAUAUUUAUUCAUAAACAUUAUCAUCAUAUAUUUUUCAUAUGAAUGCUUUUAUUACAUAUUUACAUAUACAACUUAUAUAUAUAUAUAUACUGCCAAUGCAAUGUUACUUGUUUUUUUGUAACUUUUGUAUAGAUAACAACAUAUUUUUUCCAAUGCUUCUUUUUUAAUUUGAUUGACUUUGUUUCCAAAUAUUUGUUAAAUGUUCAGGCCGAUUAUUUGCAAUUGCAUUUUGCUGUCGUUAUUGUUUGCUGCUUAAAUUUAUCAUUUUGAACUGUAAUGGAGAUCAAGUGUCAUAUUUUUUUUCUGUUAUAAUGAAUGAUUGUUAAUUUGUUAAGAUCAUAGCCAUAAUAUUAUUACAUAUAUAUUAAAACAAUAUUUAUUAUAUACUUAAAAAUGAAAUAUUAAGAAAUACUGAUGAAACAAAAUGCGUAUUUUCAUUUUCCAUAUUUUAACUGUAAAUAUUUUUUAUACAUUGCAGUGAAACAUAUUUCCAUAUUUUCAUUUUUGUCUUGCCGGACUGCUUUCUUCUAAAUUCAGCCGAUAAAUUAACAAAGUUAAGGGGAAGUCUUCUAAAAAGAGAAAAUGUAUAUAAUUAACAGAAAUUUCAAGGUCUUUUCUAUGCCAUAAAUACAGGAUUUAUUUUUAUCUUGUGAUAAGAAAAUUGUCAUAUUUCGUACCACUCGAUGAAGAUAAAUACUUUAUUUAUAGAAAAAAAGUUGAAUAUCCUCUAUAAAGUAUAGGUUAUAAAUCAUAUAUAUAUGAAUUGCGUAUAAAUGAAAUAGUAGUGACCACUGCACCUUAUUAUAUAAACUAUACCCUGUUUAUAGUUCACUCCGCCCCUUUUUGUCGAUCCAUUUCAUGUUACUCACGCCGUGCCCAUAGUAGGAUAUUGGCAGUUGCUAAAUUUAAGUCGACGACGGAAACGUGUGAAUGUACAUGUAUAUAUUAGUUACCAAUACAAAUCCUUACUAACAAAGUAUGUAGAUAUAAAUAUGGUAAAAAUAGUAAAUUCAUUAAAGUUUAGAAUAUUAGAUGUGAAGAUGUUUAAAUUAAUUAUAACUGAAUAAACAUUUUUGUUCAACCCUUAAACUUAUGUUUCUUAAACUGUUUUAUUCUAAGGAGGUCAGCAACUUAACGAGUUUUCAAAUUCUUAGUAAACUGCGUUUUAUGGUUUGGUUUAAACAUCAUUAUUUAUUUGAGCUCGAUUGCAAAAAAAAUCUUGCAACUUAUAAUUAUCCCUUUCGAGUCCGCUUCCAGGACCAAACCAGUACUGGUGUAAUAUGAAGAAACAUGGUCGUGACCCGAGUAGGGCUCGAACCCAUUAUCUCUGGGUUGAGAGGCAGAUACAUUAACCACUAGACCACCGCUCCCUAUCUGUGUUUUAUAAACAAUAUACCUACAUACAUGUAUUGUAUAUUGCACAAGCCUGACUACUAAUAUGUUUAUAUAUUAACUUAGACUUAUAUUCAUUUGUAUUUUAAUUCCUGUAUUUACAUAUAAAUAAAUAAUACAUUGUACUCUAAUUUGCAA
Ruditapes philippinarum (Manila clam) is the source of this 3817-nucleotide messenger RNA. Its product is annotated as putative tyrosinase-like protein tyr-3. Gene Ontology annotation, molecular function: oxidoreductase activity. The record is from RefSeq and is a predicted model, not a curated record. The transcript has 10 exons. Lineage: Eukaryota; Metazoa; Mollusca; Bivalvia; Venerida; Veneridae. Bases 310 to 1890 code for a protein of 526 amino acids.